GACAGUCUUAUUAGGCACAUUUCCUGCAACGCUAACCUGAGGCUUACCUGUAUUUGACCUGUGGCUCAGCCAGGAGUGCAGAUGUACCUUUCUGUUCACUGCUUUCCGGGUUACAUUUUGGUUCCCUGAAGGUUGAGCUAUCUGGUGCCCAGGUGUAUACCUGACCAAACUGUUUUUCGUAUUACCUGUAGGUUAGUAGUAAGUUAAUUAACGCUAGGUUACCUGUGGUCCAGGUGUGUUUCUGUCUCUAUGUUACCUGUCUGUUGGAGAGCCAUGGUUGGGUGUAGCUGGAUGUGGAGCCAUAGGAACUACCUCAUUAUCCUCCUCACCCCACUUCUCCUCCUGCCUCUGCCUCUGCUCAUCCCCACACCAGAGGCUAAGUGUGGCUAUGCUAUCAUCCUAAUGGCACUGUACUGGUGUACAGAGUGUAUGCCCCUGGCUGUGACUGCCCUACUGCCUGUUGUCCUCUUCCCUAUGAUGGGCAUCAUGGAGUCUGGAGCAGUGUGUGUCCAGUACCUAAAGGACUCUAACAUGCUGUUCAUCGGUGGUCUGUUGGUUGCCAUCGCUGUUGAGAAAUGGAAUCUUCACAAACGCAUCGCCCUCCGAGUACUACUAGUGGUGGGGGUACGACCGGCACUGCUGAUGUCGGGGUUCAUGGGUGUGACAGCCUUCCUUUCCAUGUGGAUCAGUAACACAGCCACCACAGCCAUGAUGGUGCCCAUCGCCCAGGCUGUGCUAGGACAGUUGUGUGCCACAGAAGCCAGGCAGGAUGAGCGGGAGCUGCAGGUUGAAGGGAAAGACAACCAGGCCUUUGAACUGGACACCAAAGCACCCCAAGAAGAAGAGAUCAACCCCAAACAGGACCUCGUCAAGAUUCCGCAGGAUUAUAUGUACAAGGAUGAGGAGAGGGAUGCGGACUCACCUCUGGAGAGGAGAAGAAAAGAGAGGGAGUUGAAGUACCAGCUCUUGACUAAAGGGAUGAGUCUGAGUGUGUGCUACUCUGCCAGUAUCGGAGGCACAGCCACCCUCACUGGCACCACACCCAACCUCAUCCUCAAGGGACAGGUGGAUGAGAUCUUCCCAGGUAAUGGCGAUGUGAUCAACUUUGCAUCAUGGUUUGGCUUUGCCUUUCCCAACAUGAUCAUCAUGCUUAUCCUGUCCUGGCUCUGGCUGCAGUUCAUGUACAUGGGCUUCAACAUGAAGAAGUCAUUUGGCUGCGGGAAGAAGAACGAGGGAGACAAGGAGGCGUUCGCAGUGAUGAAGGAGGAGUAUAGGAAGCUGGGGAGCAUGACAUUCGCCGAGGGGGCUGUGCUGACCAUCUUUGUCCUGCUGGUGGUGAUGUGGUUCACCAGAGAACCAGGCUUCAUGCCAGGCUGGGCCACUGUACUGUUUAACCAGGAUGGACCGUUUGUGACAGACGGGACUGUUGCCAUCUUCAUGUCCACGCUAUUCUUCAUUAUCCCCUCACGGCCGUUCUGCUGUGGGAGUGCUGAGGAAGAGGAGGGAGAGGCUGGGGAGGAAGGUAAGAAGAAGCAAAAGGCCCCAGCUGCUCUGUUGAACUGGCAAGUGGUCCACGAACGCAUGCCCUGGAAUAUCAUCCUAUUGCUGGGAGGAGGUUUUGCUUUGGCCAGCGGCAGCGAGGCAUCUGGUCUGUCUCAAUGGAUGGGUGAGAGUCUAGCUCCUCUACAGUCCAUUCCUCCCUUCGGUAUCUCUCUGCUACUCUGUCUGUUGGUGGGGACCUUCACUGAGUGCUCCAGCAACACAGCUACUACCACACUGUUCCUGCCCAUACUGGCCUCUAUGGCCACAGCUAUUGGGCUGCAUCCUCUGUACGUGAUGCUGCCCUGCACCAUCUGUGCCUCGUUGGCAUUCAUGUUGCCUGUGGCAACACCUCCCAAUGCCAUCGUCUUCUCCUAUGGAAAUCUCAAAGUCAUGGACAUGGUGAAGGCAGGCUUCAUGCUGAACAUGAUCGGGAUCCUGACCAUCAACAUGGGCAUCAACACCUGGGGAGACGCAAUGUUCCAGCUCAGCACUUUCCCUGACUGGGCCAACGUCACACAUGGGUCCAAGCCCUGAGAGGGGGAGGAGAGAGAGGAGGGAGGAAGGAGGGAGGAUUUUGAUAUGAGCACCAGAGAGAGAGAGAGAGGCAGACAGACAUUACCAGUCAAAAGUUUGGACACACCUACUCAUUCAAGGGUAUUUCUUCAUUUUUACUAUUUUCUGCAUUGUAGAAUUAUAGUGAAGACAUCAAAAAUGUGAAUGGAAUCAUGUAGUAACCAAAAAAGUGUUAAACAAAUAAAAAUAUAUUUUAUAUGAGAUUUUUCAAAGUAGCCACCAGUUGCCUUGGUAUUCUCAUUUGCCUUGGCAUUCUCUCAACCAGCUUCAUGAGGUAGUCACCUGGAAUGCACUUCAAUUAACAGGUGUGCCUUGUUAAAGGUUAUUUUGUGGAAUUUCUUUCCGUCUUAAUGCUUUUAAGCCAAUCAGUUGUGUUGUGACAAGGUAGUGGGGGCAUACAGAAGAUAGUCCUAUUUGGUAAAAGACCAAGUCCAUAUUGUGGCAAGAACAGCUCAAAUAAGCAAAGUAAAAUGAUAGUCCAUCAUUAUGUUAAGGCAUGAAGGUCAGUCGUUUCAAGAACUUUGCGCGGUCGCAAAAACCAUCAAGCACUAUGAUGAAUCUGGCUAUCACGAGGACCGCCACAGGAAAAGAAGACCCAGAGUUACCUUUGCUACAGAGGAUAUGUUAAUUACAGUUACCAGCCUAAGAAAAUGCAGCCCAAAUAAAUGCUUCACAGAGUUCAAGGAACAGAUACAUCAACUGCUCAGAGGAGACUGUGUGAAUCAGGCCUUCAUGGUCAAAUUGCUGCAAAGAAACCACUACUAAAGGACACCAAUAAGAAGAGACUUGCUUGGUUCAAGAAACACGAGCGAUGGACAUUAGACGGGUGGAAAUCUGUCCUUUGGUCUGAUGAGUCCAAAUUUGUAAUUUUUGGUUCCAACCGCCAUGUCUUUGUGAAACGCAGAGUAGGUGAAUGGAUGAUCUCAUGUGUGGUUCCCACCAUGAAGCAUGGAAGAGGAGGUGUGAUGCUGUGGGGGUGCUUUACUGGUGAUACUUAAUUCAAGGUACACUUAACCAACAUGUCUACCACAGCAUUCUGCAGCGAUACGCCAUCCCAUCUGCUUUGCGCUUAGUGGGACUAUCAUUGGUUUUUCAACAGGUCAAUGACCCAAAACACCUCCAGGCUGUGUAAGGGAUAUUUGACCAAGGAUAAAAGUGAUGGAGUGCUGUAUCAGAUGACCUGGCCUCCAAAAUCACCCAACCUCAACCCAAUUGAGAUGGUUUCAGAUGAGUUGGACCGUAGAAUGAAGGAAAAGCAGCCAUCAAGUGCUCAGCAUUUAUGGGAACUCCUUCAAGACUGUUGGAAAAGCAUUCCAGGUGAAGCUGGUUGAGAGGAUGCCAAGAGUGUGCAAAGCUGUCAUCAAGGCAAAGGGUGGCUACUUUGAAGAAUCUCAAACAUAAAAUAUAUUUGGAUUUGUUUAACACUUUUUUGGCUACUACUUGAUUCCAUAGAUGUUAUUUCAUAGUUUUGAUUUCUUCACUAUUAUUCUACAAUGUAGAAAAUAGUAAAAAAAAAAGAAAAACCUUUGAAGGAGUAGGUGUGUCCAAACUUUUGACUGGUACUGUAAAUGUGGACUGACAGGCAAACAGAAAGUCAGACAUAGACAGAGAGAGAGACAAAGUGAAUGGGAAAGGGAGAUUAAGCACACACACAUAAUGUUGAAGUGAACAAGUACACCAGCUACAGUAUCUUCUCCUUAAUUUAGGACAGUUUAGAAAUAAGAUACCAUAUACAAUAUGGUUGCAGCUCUACCUUGCCCUCUGAUAGGCUAAGUCUGCUGUUAAAAGUGCCGAGGUGGUCAGGGCAUGGGGCUUAGGGAACUAGGGUCUUAGUCGUUCCUGGACUGGGCCAUACAUUGAAAUACAGUACCAUUGCCCCCUAGUGUUCAUUACAUGUAAUUGUAAAUCUGGUGAAGCGGAAUAGGGUUGAAUGGUGCUUCAACACAGUAGUGCACUCCUUUGAAUCGAGUCUGUCCCAGUUCCAGACAAGGAUAUCCUUAAAACGAGACUACUUCUUCAAAGCAAGCAUUGUGCAGGAAUGUGUAUAUAUAUAUAUAUAUAUUGAAAUAUAGCAUAUAAGUAGGAAUGGAGACCGAGUGGCGCAGUGGUUCAAUCCCGGGCUUUGUCACAACCGGCUGUGAUCUUGAGUCCCAUAUGGAGGCGCACAAUUGGCCCAGCUUCGUCCGGGUUAGCGGAGGGUUUGGCCGGGGUAGGGUGUCAUUGUAAAUAAGAAUUUGUUUUUAACUGACUUACCUAACUGUAAAAAAUAUUUUUUGUUUCAACUUAUUAUUUCCAGUGGCCUUUUUCAAGCUCAGAGUACUUCACAUUUCACGGUAUCCUCGCUUUGAUUACAUUUAUUUUGACUAACAAUAGACUGUUAAUUUCAUGUUUGUAAAUUGUUAAUUUAAUAUUAUUAUUUGAAUCAACUUAAACCUUUGUUAUGUUAACAAUAAAUGUGGAAUUCUAAUAACUCAAGCUACAUUAUUGUUGCCAAAUAAGACAGCUAAGUACACUGCUUCAUUUCAGUGUAACUUACUAUUAUAAUUCGAGUCAACUUAAAGGUUUAUUACGUCAACAAUAAAUGUUAAUUAACAUAGCAACAGAAAGCAACAUUUGUUGACAAAUUAAAAAUCACCUAAGUCCACAUCAUCAUGCCAGUAUAACCAACUGUUUUUUGUUGAGUUAAUUUUGCAUUUUGUUAAGUCAACUUUCAAUUAAGUUACUGUAACUAGUAAUACAUUUACAUUACAUUUAAGUCAUUUGGCAGACGCUCUUAUCCAGAGCGACUUACAAAUUGGUGAAUUCACCUUAUGACAUCCAGUGGAACAGCCACUUUACAAUAGUGCAUCUAAAUCAUUUAAGGGGGGGUGAGAAGGAUUACUUUGUCCUAUCCUAGGUAUUCCUUAAAGAGGUGGGGUUUCAGGAGUCUCCGGAAGGUGGUGAUUGACUCCGCUGUCCUGGCGUCGUGAGGGAGUUUGUUCCACCAUUGGGGGGCCAGAGCAGCGAACAGUUUUGACUGGGCUGAGCAGGAACUGUACUUCCUCAGUGGUAGGGAGGCGAGCAGGCCAGAGGUGGUUGAACGCAGUGCCCUUGUUUGGGUGUAGGGCCUGAUCAGAGCCUGGAGGUACUGCGGUGCCGUUCCCCUCACAGCUCCGUAGGCAAGCACCAUGGUCUUGUAGCGGAUGCGAGCUUCAACUGGAAGCCAGUGGAGAGAGCAGAGGAGCGGGGUGACGUGAGAGAACUUGGGAAGGUUGAACACCAGACGGGCUGCGGCGUUCUGGAUGAGUUGUAGGGGUUUAAUGGCACAGGCAGGGAGCCCAGCCAACAGCGAGUUGCAGUAAUCCAGACGGGAGAUGACAAGUGCCUGGAUUAGGACCUGCGCCGCUUCCUGUGUGAGGCAGGGUCGUACUCUGCGGAUGUUGUAGAGCAUGAACCUACAGGAACGGGCCACCGCCUUGAUGUUAGUUGAGAACGACAGGGUGUUGUCCAGGAUCACGCCAAGGUUCUUAGCGCUCUGGGAGGAGGACACAAUGGAGUUGUCAACCGUGAUGGAGAGAUCAUGGAACGGGCAGUCCUUCCCCGGGAGGAAGAGCAGCUCCGUCUUGCCGAGGUUCAGCUUGAGGUGGUGAUCUGUCAUCCACACUGAUAUGUCUGCCAGACAUGCAGAGAUGCGAUUCGCCACCUGGUCAUCAGAAGGGGGAAAGGAGAAGAUUAAUUGUGUGUCGUCUGCAUAGCAAUGAUAGGAGAGACCAUGUGAGGUUAUGACAGAGCCAAGUGACUUGGUGUAUAGCGAGAAUAGGAGAGGGCCUAGAACAGAGCCCUGGGGGACACCAGUGGUGAGAGCGCGUGGUGAGGAGACAGAUUCUCGCCACGCCACCUGGUAGGAGCGACCUGUCAGGUAGGACGCAAUCCAAGCGUGGGCCGCGCCGGAGAUGCCCAACUCGGAGAGGGUGGAGAGGAGAAUCUGAUGGUUCACAGUAUCGAAGGCAGCCGAUAGGUCUAGAAGGAUGAGAGCAGAGGAGAGAGAGUUAGCUUUAGCAGUGCGGAGCGCCUCCGUGAUACAGAGAAGAGCAGUCUCAGUUGAAUGACUAGUCUUGAAACCUGACUGAUUUGGAUCAAGAAGGUCAUUCUGAGAGAGAUAGCGGGAGAGCUGGCCAAGGACGGCACGUUCAAGAGUUUUGGAGAGAAAAGAAAGAAGGGAUACUGGUCUGUAGUUGUUGACAUCGGAGGGAUCGAGUGUAGGUUUUUUCAGAAGGGGUGCAACU
Molecule: messenger RNA, 6380 nt
Organism: Oncorhynchus masou masou (cherry salmon)
Lineage: Eukaryota; Metazoa; Chordata; Actinopteri; Salmoniformes; Salmonidae
Gene: slc13a2
Product: solute carrier family 13 member 2
Exons: 12
Coding region: 250-2076 (608 amino acids)
Biological process (GO): transmembrane transport
Cellular component (GO): membrane
Molecular function (GO): transmembrane transporter activity
Source: RefSeq, a predicted model, not a curated record